Suillus paluster is the source of this 1444-nucleotide messenger RNA. RefSeq lists its product as uncharacterized. The transcript is spliced from 6 exons. The record is from RefSeq and is a predicted model, not a curated record. The coding region runs from base 199 to 1392 and encodes 397 amino acids. NCBI's taxonomy places the organism in Eukaryota, Fungi, Basidiomycota, Agaricomycetes, Boletales, Suillaceae.
UUCCCAUGGCGUCCCAGCAAUUCCAAUGAAACUACUUAUCAAUGAUUCAUAUGCAAAUUCCGACUAUCGUAUCUGGUCUACCUAUAUGAGACUACGUAUGCAAGAUGCAAGCCCGCUAUGUCUUUCUAGUACUACCACAAAAGCCCAACCCAAGCUGUUCAACAUAUAUUCCUAGUUACUUACACAACUCGGGAUACGAUGUCUGGCCGGUACUCUUACGACAGUUUGCAUCUGCUGGCCAAGAUGCCGACACCAGUCGUGUUAUUGCGCAGACAAUUGGUGCUGUCAGUCACCAAGUAUACGCUCUUGGUCUUGCUACUGGUCAAUUUUCGGUCUCUACCGCUCGCCUGGCACAUUCGUCUGUUCCUGCCAGUUCUGCGACUCAGUCUCCAGUACUACCUCCUUCGGCUCCGCAUCAUAUUCAAGCCAAAAAAGGUGAAGGCAAAGAUCCUUAACGAUUGGAACGAGGCUUUAUGUCCAAUUGGCGCAAGCCCCUUCGAGCUCGUAGUCGUUCAACAUGGCUGGGCGACUUUGGACGACAUCGAUUUCAAUGGACACCUCAGCAACUCCAGUUACGCGAAGGCCCAAGAUGGAGCCGGCCUGAAUUUGAUUCUGAAAGCCUUCCCUGCAUUCACAAGGAGUGGUGGGUUGGUAGCUGUAGGCUCUACUCACUUUCAUUUCAUUCAAGAAAUACCAUUCCUUGCGAGAUAUGAGAUUAGACUCUCCAUCCGGGCAUGGGACCACAAAUGGUUGUUCAUUACCGCUCGCUUUGUCUCUUUCCCAAAGAACAGACGUGGACGUAUGGACCGUUGUACUAUGUCUGAAUUAGGCCAGCAUCUGGGAUCAUCGAAAACACCGACGACAUCGAAUAAUUUUUCUCGAAUGUUACGCACACCUGCAGAGGAUUUGGUCACCCCUCCGACUCUCAGUGAUGAGAGUGAGGAGGACUCUAACCUUCGGCCAGGAAAGGCAGCAGAGGCAAUAAAAGACCUGGCUGCCGCACAGUCACAAACGACCAAACCUGACAAUGCCGUACUCCAUUGUGUAGCGGUUUCAUACGUUUGCUUUAAGCAUGGCCGCAUCACAGUGCCUCCUAGCGUCAUCCUUGCAUGUGAAGGUUUCUCGAAGCCCCCUAGCAGUGCUUCUUCCGCGUUGUUUUCGCCGACGAAUCCGCCCACUCACUGGAAGAAGGCACAAGCACUGCGCGUGGCUCCAUCAGGCAGCAUGCCUAAAUUUAUCGAGUUCCUGAAAGGAGGCUGGCGCGAAGUGCCUGAAGGCGAGAGGUGGUGGGAAGACGCGCUGGAUGGGCCGAUAGAGGAGCAACGAACGGCAAAUCUCAAAGUCCUUGAUAACAUCAGGAAAGGAAUGGAAGAAGCGAGAUCUCUCCGGUAACUACUAUGUAGAUAUUCGUGAGGUUUGAAACUAGUCUAACAGAGCCUGUUGC